Messenger RNA from Puntigrus tetrazona (Sumatra barb), 2016 nucleotides. Its product is annotated as glucose-dependent insulinotropic receptor. The transcript is spliced from 2 exons. The coding region runs from base 496 to 1656 and encodes 386 amino acids. Gene Ontology annotation, molecular function: G protein-coupled receptor activity; phosphatidylcholine binding. Gene Ontology annotation, cellular component: membrane. The record is from RefSeq and is a predicted model, not a curated record. Gene Ontology annotation, biological process: G protein-coupled receptor signaling pathway. NCBI's taxonomy places the organism in Eukaryota, Metazoa, Chordata, Actinopteri, Cypriniformes, Cyprinidae.
CUCUCUUCACAUUCAUCACUUUCCUUUCCCCCUUUUAGGUUGUCCAAAGUUAGUAGACUGAUUCCAUGCUGAUAGAGAAACAUCUCAGAUUUGCGGACAUCAAAACGGAUACUGGCAAGGAACAGUCUAAAACUUCUGAAAAGCAUCCUGAGAAUAUGUCUUCAUGAAAAGUCAAGGAUAUAUAGAUUUCAUCAACAGAUCAACGGUUUCUUGGACCCCAGAAAGGUUAGGCUGUAACUUCAAAAUAAUCACAAUUUCGUGGCUAUAGCCGCUUCUGGUAGGAAGUAUGCUCUGAUGGGACCUGGAUGACAGCCAAGCAGAACAAGGGGCGGACAAAUGAAACUACACAAGCAGAAGAAGGAAGAUGCUUUGUUUUACUCAAUGGGGGAAAAUUAAAUCUACAUCUUAGUGUCCAUUUCUUCCUCUUGAAACCAUCUGUAUCUGUGUGUUUGAAAUAUUAAAAUUCUUAUCAACUUUGAAAAAAUUGAUGCAACAAUGAUUGCUUUCAACGUGACUCAGGAGAAAUCCUUGGAAACUACGAGAGAGAACUACGUAGUGACAGCACCCAGUCCAGAGCACACAACCCCUGCUGUGAUAGUAAGAGAAGUAGUGGCCAUGGGAUAUAUUCUUAGUGGGGGAUCCAUUUUGAUCAUCUCCACCAACCUUUUUGUCGCCAUUGCCCUGGUCCUCCUCAUCCGCAAGAGGGGCUACCAGAGCUGGUGUUUUGUCUUAAACCUAUCCAUAGCAGACAUCCUGGUUGGCGUGGCUAUCACUGGCAUUGCCACUGAUGCUCUCGAAGGAACGACAUCCUCCAUGGAGAAGGGCAUUUGUUUGUUGCGCAUGACCUUUAUCAUAGCACCCUCUGCAGCCUCCAUCUUAACCAUGUUCUUGAUCUCGCUGGACCGCUACUUAGCUAUAAAGCUGCCAUUGCGCUAUUCGCAGUUGAUGAGUGGUAAGAUGAUUGCUGGUGCUCUGGUUCCAGUCUGGCUCAUGUCAGUGACUGUGGGAUUUUCACCCAGCAUUUUAAAACCAUUGCAGAAGGAAGGCUAUCACAAAGUCUGCACGUUCUUCUCCGUCAUAGAGCCAAAGAGUAUCAUUGUGGUCUUUUGCCUUUUUUUCUUUCCAUUACUCUCAGUCUUCAUCUAUUUUUACAUGGACAUCCUGAAAAUUGCAUGUGACCAUCAGAAGCGCAUCCAUGCCCAACAAGCAGGUUCACGUUUUCUGACAUCUAGCCGUUAUUGGGGUCACGUAAAAGCCCUACGUACUGUUGCUGUGCUGAUUGGAUGCUUUACGCUGUGCUGGUGCCCCUUUUUUGUGGUCAGCAUUGUGCAGGUAUCAUGUCCAACCUGUGAACUUUAUGAGUUUUUGGAGAACCAUCUCUGGCUGCUGGGACUCUCAAACUCCCUAAUUAACCCCCUUGUUUAUGCUUGCUGGCAGCGGGAGGUGAGAAGCCAGAUCUGUGAGAUCUUCAAUCAUAUUAAAGUUGGGUUGUGUUGUGUGACACACUCUGAGAUGGCAGAUAGAUGCCCCACAGACCAGCCAACUGUAACUCAGGCAGUAACGUUUCAUGACAAGAUGCUAGCCACCCCUUUAAAUUACAGUAGGUCUGUAAUCACAUUUCCUGUACAACAUCCAGAAAAUAUUUCCAAUAGGUAGGAUGUCCUUUUAAACCAUGACCAUGUUGCUACUUCCCUUAACAUGGAACCCAGAGUAUCUGUCCAAAUGCAACCUACGCAACUUUAUUUGAAUACAAUAUGUUCGAAAUAUAACCAAUGCACUUAUUUCCAUUUCCACAUUUUGCCUGUUGUAAAAUUUCUGAUUGUAAUAAAUUAAAUAGUAUUUGUGUUAUAUUUUUGUAGAGGGUUUCUCAUCAUCACUGUCAUCUUUCUUACUGAUGGUUAUGACAGAGCCCUUUUAAUAAGAUGUUUACUGAUGGGGCAACAUUCUCUGUGAAAUGGUUUUGUGCAAUAUUCAUUGUAAACAGCACUAUAUAAAUAAAUAACAAUUUGACUGAAA